This is a messenger RNA of Phoenix dactylifera (date palm), 1878 nucleotides long. RefSeq names its product carotenoid cleavage dioxygenase 7 (gene CCD7). Gene Ontology annotation, cellular component: chloroplast stroma. NCBI's taxonomy places the organism in Eukaryota, Viridiplantae, Streptophyta, Magnoliopsida, Arecales, Arecaceae. Gene Ontology annotation, biological process: carotene catabolic process. The record is from RefSeq and is a predicted model, not a curated record. Gene Ontology annotation, molecular function: 9-cis-epoxycarotenoid dioxygenase activity.
AUGCGAGCCAUUCACCACCACUGCCAUCUCCCGCUCCCGACUCCCCCGCCGGCGACCAAACUCCCCCCCUCCGCCUUCACCUCCACCGCCGCCGCCGUCACUCACCGGAAAGCCCCUUCCGCCUCGUCCUCCUCCGCCGCCUCCCCCACGGCCAUCGAUCUCCAGUCGGCGGACUCCCAGGCCGCGGCCUUCUGGGACUACCAGUUCCUCUUCGCCUCCCAGAGGUCGGAGUCGGCCGAGCCGGUCCCCCUCCGGCUGGUAGCCGGCUCGGUCCCGGCCGACUUCCCCGCGGGGACGUACUACCUGGCCGGCCCGGGCCUCUUCGCCGACGACCACGGCUCCACCGUCCACCCGCUGGACGGCCACGGCUACCUCCGCGCCUUCUCGUUCGCCGGCGACGGAGGCACCGUCCGGUACUCGGCGCGAUUCGUUGAGACGCAGGCGCAGAGGGAGGAACGCGAGGAGGGGACGGGGCGGUGGCGGUUCACGCACCGGGGGCCCUUCUCGGUGCUGCGGGGCGGGAAGCGGGUGGGCAACGUGAAGGUGAUGAAGAACGUGGCGAAUACCAGCGUCUUCAGGUGGGGCGGUAGGCUGAUGUGCUUGUGGGAGGGCGGGGAUCCCUACGAGAUCGACCCACGGUCGCUGGAAACGGUGGGCCCCGUCGACCUCGUCGGACGGGAGCGGCAUGAUGGUGACCGGACGGCGAAGGAUCGGUGGUGGGAGCUGGCGGGUGCCCGGGACGUGGCCGGCCUCGCGGUCGACGUCGCGGCCCACUUCCUGAAGCCCGUCCUCCACGGAGUGUUUAAUAUGCCACCAAAGAGGAUGCUGGCCCAUUACAAGAUCGACCCGACAAGGAACAGGCUUUUGUUGCUGUCUUGCAAUGCCGAAGACAUGCUCCUCCCUCGCUCCAACUUCACUUUCUACGAGUUUGACUGCAAUUUUGAGCUGAAGCAGAAGAAGGAGUUCGUAAUCUCGGACCACAUGAUGAUCCACGAUUGGGUUUUCACUGAUAACCACUAUGUUCUGCUUGGCAACCGUAUCAAGCUCGAUGUACCUGGAUCACUGCUCGCAUUAUCAGGCAUAUGUCCAAUGAUAACAGCGCUCUCUGUGAACCCAAGCCAGCAAUCAACACCAGUUUAUCUGCUACCGCGAUUCUCUGAGAGUGCGAAAGGUGGCCGUGAUUGGAGGGUGCCCAUCGAAGCCCCAUCGCAACUAUGGUCAUUGCACGUCGGCAACGCCUUCGAGGAAAGAGACGAAGUCGGCAACUUAAAUAUCCAAUUGCAGGCUUCAGUUUGCUCCUACCGGUGGUUCAACUUCCAGAAGAUGUUUGGGUAUAACUGGCGCACAGGGAGGCUGGAUCCUUCUUUCAUGAACAUGGUUGCAGGCAAGGAGGCAUUGCUACCCCACCUGGUUCAGGUUUCAAUUGAGCUGGACAGGAGAGGAGCAUGUAGCCGGUGCAUCGUGAGCGAUGCCUCCAAACAAUGGAGCAGGCCAACAGAUUUCCCAGUGAUCAAUCCGGCCUUAGCCGGCCGGAGAAACAAGUACGUUUAUGCAGGCACGGCUUCCGGCUCCCGCCGAUUCCUGCCGCAUUUCCCGUUCGACAGCGUUGUGAAGAUCAACUGUUCAGAUGGAUCGGCGACUUCAUGGUCGGCUGGGAGCAGGGAGUUCAUUGGAGAGCCUAUAUUUGUUCCCAGAGGCACCAAGGAGGAUGAUGGCUAUAUUCUUGUAGUAGAGUAUGCAGUUGCAAAGCAGAGAUGUUACCUUGGGGUACUGAAUGCACAAAGAAUAGGGGAAGCUGAUGCAUUUGUAGCUAAGCUUGAAGUGCCAAAAAAUUUGACGUUUCCUAUCGGCUUCCAUGGAUUUUGGGCCGACAGAUGA